Condylostylus longicornis is the source of this 4463-nucleotide messenger RNA. RefSeq names its product tripeptidyl-peptidase 2 (gene TppII). The transcript is spliced from 18 exons. Gene Ontology annotation, molecular function: serine-type endopeptidase activity; tripeptidyl-peptidase activity. Bases 78 to 4190 code for a protein of 1370 amino acids. Gene Ontology annotation, cellular component: cytosol. The record is from RefSeq and is a predicted model, not a curated record. Lineage: Eukaryota; Metazoa; Arthropoda; Insecta; Diptera; Dolichopodidae. Gene Ontology annotation, biological process: proteolysis.
AAUAUAUAUUUAUACACACAACAUAGUUAUUUGCAAAUAUAAAGAGGAACAUAGUAAAUAAAUUCGAAAAAGAAAAAAUGGCUAAUUCUGUAAUUGAAACUGCUUUUCCCACAAGCUCUUUGGUUCCGAAGGCUGAAACUGGAAUAACCAAUUUUUUGCAAAAAUACCCUGACUUCGACGGGCGGGAUGUUAUUAUUGCAAUAUUUGAUUCUGGAGUUGACCCUAGAGCUGCCGGACUUCAGGAAGUACAUGAUGGUUCUGUCAAAGUCAUUGAACGCUUUGACUGUUCAGGAUGUGGGGAUGUGGAUUGUUCAAAAAAAGUGACUGAGAAUUCAGAUGGCACUAUCACUGGCUUAUCUGGAAGAACUCUUAAGAUUAGUCCUGAAAUGAAAUCUAGAAAUGUAAAUGGAAAUGAAUAUCAUGUUGGAAUGAAAAGUUGGUAUGAUUUAUACCCAUCUGGGGUCCGCGAUAAAGUUCAAGCUAAGUACAAAACUGAAAAAUGGGAUCCAAUUCAUAAAACAGCUGUUGCUAACACUCUUAGGGAAAUACAAAAUUUAGAAACACAAAAUUCUGAUGCACAAAAAUUUAAUGAUAAGUUGAAAAAGGAAGACCUAGAUCAAUCGCUUGAAUGCUUGAAUUUUUAUGAAAAAAAAGUAAUGGAAGUACGCACAACGUAUGACUGUGUUCUAUAUCAGACUGAACGUGGCUGGGAAGCUGUCAUAGAUACAACUGAAGAGGGUGAGUUGGAAAAAGCAAUUGUGAUAGGCGAAUACUCGAAAACCCAUGAGUUGAAGAAUUUAAACGAAUACAUGUCUAUUUCGAUUAACGUUCAUGAUGAAGGAAACAUUUUGGAAAUGGUUGGAUUAUGCACCAGUCAUGGAACACAUGUGGCUUCAAUCGCCUCUGGAAAUCAUUCUAAUAAAGAAUUAGAUGGUGUAGCACCGAAUGCGAAAAUUGUUUCAUUGACCAUUGGUGAUGGUCGUCUUGGUAGUAUGGAAACUGGUACUGGGUUGGUACGUGCAAUAACAAAAGUUAUGGAACUAUGUAAUUCUGGUGUAAAAAUUGAUGUUAUCAACAUGAGUUAUGGUGAAUUCUCACACUGGUCAAAUGCUGGUCGAAUUGGAGAAUUAAUGGCGGAAGUUGUUAAUAAAUAUGGUGUGGUAUGGGUUGCAUCGGCUGGAAACCAUGGACCAGCAUUAUGUACAAUUGGUACACCACCGGAUUUAAGUCAACCAUUAUGUGUCGGUGUUGGUGCAUAUGUAUCUCCACAAAUGAUGGAAGCAGAACAUGCAAUGCGUGAAAAAUUACCAGCUAAUGUGUACACAUGGACGUCGCGUGAUCCUUGUAUUGAUGGUGGUCAAGGUGUUACAAUAUGUGCACCAGGGGCAGCAAUUACAUCUGUACCUGAAUUUACCAUGAUGAAAUCUCAGUUGAUGAAUGGUACCAGUAUGGCCGCUCCACAUGUAGCUGGCGCUAUUGCUCUACUAAUAUCAGGGCUGAAACAAAAAAAUAUAAAGUAUUCGUCAUAUAGUAUUAAGAGAUCUCUUAGUAUAACAGCCACUCAUUUAGACCAUGUUGAUAAGUUUGCUCAAGGGAAUGGUUUGCUUAAUGUUGAAAAGGCUUUCGAACAUUUGGUGCAAUAUAAAACCGAAUCAGAAAAUAUGGUUAGAUUUCAAAUUACUAAUGGUGCUUCAGGAAAAGGCAUACUAUUGAGAAGAGGUCAACUCAAAAAAUCAGUAGAGUAUUUGAUGUCAAUUGAACCAGUAUUUGCAAAUGACAAAGAAACGGCCGCACAAGAUAAAAUUAGCUUUAAUCUCCGUAUAGCUGUGAUUGCUUCCGAACCAUGGGUUAAAUGUGCAAAAUUUUUAGAUUUAUGUUACUCAAUGCGCAAAUUUGAUGUAGAAAUUGAUCCAGUUAAUUUACUUCCAGGUGUUCAUACAGCCAAGAUUCGGGGCUAUGAUUCAAAUUGUAUAGAAAAAGGAGCACUUUUUGAAAUACCGGUUACUGUUAUUCAACCUUUCACUGUUGAUAUUGAAGUAUCUCGUUGCUUUAAUAAUCCACAAUACAAUGGAAUAAAAGAAUUCAAACCUAAUACAAUACAAAGGGAUUUUAUUUUGGUGCCAAAUCGUGCAACAUGGGCUGUGUUAAGAAUGUGUUCAGUAGGGAAUAAAGAGAAACAGGUAGAUAAAUUUUAUGUGCAUACAGUGCAAAUUCUUUCACAAAGAUAUGUUAAGCAUCUGGAGACACAAAAACUACUUCCAGUUCGAAAUGAAAGUGAAACGAUACACGCUUUUAAAGUGGAGGAAAAUAAUAUUCUUGAACUUUGUAUAGCAAAAUAUUGGUCAAAUUAUGGUGAAACACAACUUAAAUAUUCACUUGAAUUCCAUGGAAUAUCAAUAAUUUCGCCCAGCGCAAAUACAAUGAUAGCAGCAAAUGGUAUUCAUCGCAUUGAUACAACUGGCUUAACAACAGAAGAAAUAUCACCAAAUUUACAAUUUAAAACCGCUACACAAAUUUUAAAACCAAUUGAAACAAAAAUAUCACCUUUAAGUCAGAAACGUGAUGUUAUUCCAUCUGGUAGACAAAUAUACCAAAAUCUUUUAGUAUAUAAUUUACAUGUAACAAAAGCUCAAGAAAUUGCUUUACAUGCUCCAAUUUUAUCGACCGUCCUUUAUGAAUCGGAAUUUGAAUCACAAUUUUGGAUGUUAUUUGAUUCAAAUAAAAUGAUGAUUGCAAAUGGUGAUGCUUAUUCUAAUUCAACAUAUCAUAAAUUAGAGAAAGGUGAUUAUACAAUACGCUUACAAGUGCGCCAUGAAAAAAAAGAAUUGUUAGAGAAAAUUCAAGAAAUUAAUAUGUUAGCUAUAUUCAAAUUGUCUAAUGCUAUUAAUAUGGAUUUCUAUGAUCAUUAUAAUCAAGCUGUUGUAUAUGGAAAGAAAGCAUCAACAAGUUCACCACCAUUAAAAGCAGAUAUUGUGAAAACACAUUAUUUAGCCCCAUUACAGACCGAACGUUUACAGAAGGCUGGUUUACCAAUACCAUGCUCUUGGCUGAAUGGUACAUUAACUUUUGUUAAAGAUGAAUACGGUCGAAAAGUUGAUACACAAUCAUUUAAAUAUAUAUUACCGGAUGGAAUGCCAACAGCAGCAAAAAAAAGUAAUGGUAAUAGCAAUUCCUGUAGCACUAAUAAUACAAGCACUAGUAACAAUAACAGCAACAGUAAUACUAGUUCAAACAAUAACAAUGCGAAUAAUUUGAAAAGCAACAAUAACACUGAUAAGGAUAACACUGCCUGUUCCACGAAUACGACAUCGCCUAACAAUAAUAAUGGAAAUAAUGGUAAUUCUAAUACUUCGGAUGGAGGAAAUAGUGAUGCUAGCCAAAAAAAAAGUAAAACUAAAGCCGAUGAAUACAAGGAUAAUUUGAGAGAUUUUCUAUGUUCUCAAAUUACAAAAGUUGAUCUUGAACAAGCUGAAGAAAUUUACAAUGAAGUUUUAAAAAAUCAUCCAAAAUAUUUACCAGUUCAUACAGUGUUUAUGCAAAGUCUUGAAGUUGCAACAGAAUAUAAAUCGAAUUUACCAAUGACAUUUCAUAAGAGUAUGAAAAAUGUUUCAACAGAUGAUGGUAGUUCCAGUGAUGUGAAAAAAUUAAUUGAACACUGCAAAAAAAUUAUUGAAUGUGCAAAUAAAGUUAUAACUGAAACUGAUACGAAUGCAUUAUUGAUUUAUUAUGGCAUGAAGACUGAUAUGAGACCGGAUGCUGCUAAAAUCAAAACAAAUAUGGAUAAACAAAAGACAACUUUAUUGGAUGCAUUAGUUAAAAAAGGUGUCUAUACAUGUAAGCAAAUGAUCCUUGAAAAGACUCCAUCAAAUUUAUUGGACAUUAAUUCAACAAUUAAUACAAUCUUUACGCCCGAACAAUUGGAUUCUAUUGAUAAUAUUUACAUGGAAAUUAGUAAAUUCAUUGAUAUGAACGAUUCAAAGGUAUGUAAUUUCACUGCAUGGCAUGGUUAUAUAAACUUACGUUUUGGUAAUAUGAUGAAGAUUAUACAAAAAAUGUAUGAUGAUAAACUAAAUCGUGAAUAUUUGGAAGAAUUGUGUUCAAUUUCGGAGUCCAAAAAAUGGAAUCAUAUUGUUGAUAUAUUAAAGAAGACAAUAAUUUCAGCAAAUCCAAAUGGAUACCGGCCAUUUUAAAAAAAAUUAAAAUUACAUGCAUAUUAUAUCUAUACAAUUUAAAUAUGAAACAUUUAAAAUAAAAACUGAUAAUAUAAUUUAAAAAUUAAAAAUAAGAAUCAUUUAUAUGGAUAAUAUUAAAAAUAUAUUAAAUUACUUUUUUAUUUCAAAAAAAAAAAAAAAAAAAAUUAAAAAUUUUUACAAUUAAUAUUUAAAGCAAAGUAUGAUUUUAAACGUUUAUAAUUAAAAAAAUUAAAAAUUCAAUUGUAAUCAAAGUGUAAUAAAUUGCAAAAA